This is a messenger RNA of Anastrepha obliqua, 6132 nucleotides long. Its product is annotated as diacylglycerol kinase eta. The record is from RefSeq and is a predicted model, not a curated record. Gene Ontology annotation, biological process: diacylglycerol metabolic process; intracellular signal transduction; lipid phosphorylation. Lineage: Eukaryota; Metazoa; Arthropoda; Insecta; Diptera; Tephritidae. Bases 16 to 5592 code for a protein of 1858 amino acids. The transcript has 12 exons. Gene Ontology annotation, molecular function: ATP-dependent diacylglycerol kinase activity; protein binding.
GAGUCCCGCCGCGAAAUGGAAGACUGGCUUACCUCGCUGAAAUCUGCCUCUAUACCGGCACGUGCACGCGGCGAUAGUUUUUUCAUCGAGCAACAUGAUUUGUUCUUCAAUCAUCAUCACUGGUAUGCCACAUCACAUGCGCGCCCCACCUAUUGCAAUGUGUGCCGCGAUGCGUUAUCCGGCGUCACCUCGCACGGGCUGUCUUGCGAAGUGUGCAAAUGUAAAGUGCACAAGCGUUGCGCCGCCAAAGCGAUUGCCAAUUGUAAAUGGACCACAUUGGCCACUGUUGGCAAGGAUAUUAUUGAAGAUCGCGACGGUAGCAUUAUUAUGCCACAUCAAUGGAUGGAGGGUAAUUUGCCGGUGUCAUCAACAUGUGCCGUUUGCAAGAAGACUUGCGGCUCUGUUUUACGUCUGCAGGAUUGGCGUUGCUUGUGGUGUCGCGAGACAGUACACGUGGCUUGUCGUCCACAGAUUGCAGUCGCAUGCCCGCUAGGACCAGCCAAAUUGUCGGUGGUACCGCCAACUUGUGUGCACUCUAUAGGCAAUGAUGACUCUUGGGAUGUGGAAAGUCCGAAGGGUAAUUUUUCGCCGCUUUUAGUAUUCGUCAAUUCGAAAUCAGGUGACAAUCAAGGCGUCAAAUUUUUACGACGCUUUAAGCAGCUAUUGAAUCCAGCACAAGUAUUCGACCUCAUAUCGACCGGUCCCAGUUUGGGUUUGCGUCUCUUCAGACAUUUUGAAAUGUUUCGGAUACUUGUUUGCUCCGGUGAUGGUUCCGUGGGAUGGGUGCUCAGCGAGAUCGAUCGCUUCAAUAUGCAUAAACAAUGCCAAGUCGCAGUUCUGCCACUCGGUACUGGCAAUGAUCUGGCUCGCGUACUAGGUUGGGGCUCAUCGUGCGAUGAUGACGCACAUCUGCCACAAAUACUCGAGCGCUAUGAGUCUGCUAGCACGAAAAUGCUCGACCGUUGGAGCAUUAUGGUCUUCGAAAAGGCUAUCGCUGUACAACCAAAAACACCGAAAAUGUCAUUAUCAAGUGCACAAGAAGCACUGCUCACGGGCAUGGUUACAGCGGCUAAUUUAAAUUUACGUUCGAUCGUCGAAACGGAGGACGCCCAGACGCUCGUAACUGCCACAAAAACACUUUGCGAGACGCUCGACGAACUAAUGUUACAGAUCUGUGAGAGUCGCAAGGACGACGAACAAUUGGCGAUAAAAUGUGAGAUAUUGCGCGAGAAGUUGGGCAUGUUGCUGGAUGCUUUGCGCGAAGAGGAGACUGGUGUGCAUGCGGGUGAUGACUUGUUAGCGACAAUCAGUAGUAUAAUUGCCAAAAGCGCGUCCAACUCACCAACUGCCUCGCCCACGCCCUCGCCAUCGUCUUCACUGCUUAAUCCAAACAUAUCAAUCGAGAAAAACGAAAAAGAACAAUUCAAUACAAAUGAGCGACGCAAUAGCCGCUCGCUGCGUUCUACUGAACGUGAAUCGCUGCAGUGCCGCGCUAACAGCGUCAAACGCGCCAUGUACAAUGUAGUCGAACAUUCUGAACCCGGUCGACCCAAGCGUUAUCAACGUAAGCUCUCGAUUACGCCCUUCGAGGCAUUGAAAAUACCAACCAAUGCUUCAGGCGAAUCGACACCAUGUUCCUCACCGCUACCCAUCAUACCGCCAAUCAAUAUAAUUUCGCCCACCAUGGAAACGUCACGUCUCACAUGCAUAUCCCCACUGCCCGAUACACGACGUGACUCAGUCGAUGAGAAUUUUUUUAACUCAAUUAGCCUACCAGUACCACGCCAAUUUGCGGAUAGUCGUCGCAGUUCAGGUGUGCCCGAAGUUAUACAAGAAAUCGAGGAGAAUGGACAGAAUGGUCAUAGCGAGAUUGUCUAUCGUGUCGGUAGAUUGUCGCUUAGUGGCGGUGCCAACAUCGAUGACUAUGGCAAUCGUUUGCCUAUAGUAGGUGAUGGCAGCGAUGCUAGUUCGCCGACUGAACGCAAAAUCGACUUUCUCAGUGUACCAAUAUUGACAAGCGAACAGAUUAUUGAUCCACUUUCGGACUAUCGUCCAAUUGAGGUAUUUGAACGCAACUAUUACAUGAGCCGUGAGUUGGAUAUGGAAAAGAAACGAAAGCAAAGUGUAAAUAUUGAGGAAGAGCAUGCCAACGAAUGUGGAAAAGACGAACAAGCAGUAACCGAAAAAACUAAGGAGCUGCGUUUCAGUGAUGUGGCUUGCCAACUGCAGGUACCCAACGUAGUCAUAUCCCCUAAAGCCCCAAAUGUAUACUCAAGCGAGUGCAUAACAAUCAUUGACACAGAUUUGCCCACUGUACGUACCGAGCAGUCAUCAUCGGAUGAGUUGCCAGGUGGCGAAGCGAGCGAUGUACUAUCGGCUAUUGGCGAUGAGGAAUGUAGUGUAGCGUCGGAGAUAUUCGAUAAACAACUUGAGACUCCAGAGCCGGGGCAGCCACUGCAAUUGGGAGAUAUAAUACAGAAUCUUGAUGCCAGCUCCUUCACACAUAUCGACUCGCCAGAGACGAGCGACGAAACAGAGGCCGUGCCUGGCGAAUCACUCAUGGAUGAUAUCAGUUCGGUGCUAGGCCACGAUAUAACGUGCGCACUGCAGGACAACACCAUUACCGAUGACACGACAACACUUUGCUCGGACACCAAUCCAGCACCAGCCAAGUCGAUACGCAAGAAAUCGCUCAGUAUGGGCGGACAACGAAGCAACCGGCGAAACUCAUCGCCACCCCGCUAUGCACAAUUGGCGCGUAUGGAUAGCGAUGAGAAUCCGCAACAGUUCGGUUUUGAAAAUAUCGUUUUCGAAAUAGACAAUCGUUGUGAUGAUCAAAAGAUGCGUGAGCCACCAAGAUACUGCAGUCUGGCGCAGUUUGUGGAGGGCAAUGAUAUAGCGCGCCAGAGCUUCAAGCGUCCCAAAAAGCGCACCUCCCUCCGCAAACCCAAAUCCUCUAUACUUAUAUCACAACAACAACUAUCCAUUGAUGCCUCCACAACAACGACCGCGACAUUAACGACGACAACCACAACAUCAACAACAACAACCACCACCACCGCCACUGCAUACUCGAGGGGCCAACAGUUCGAAGAUGAACUUACCACAGAAAUGGCUAUAAAGAUUGAGAUAUGCGAUAUUGAGACCUUUGCACUAGCGGAAAGUGAAACGACAACAACAACGAUAGUAGAUUCUAGUGGUUACCUCCAAAGUAUGUCAUCGCCAUAUUCCCACCAUCAACAACUGCAGGCAACACCCACAAUGACCAACACUUUGAACACCCAACCAACAAUAACAACUAUGACAACAACAACAACAACACUUGGCUCAGCAUUGAGCUCAUCACCGAAAAAAUCUGGACACGGACAAGAUGUAAAGCGCAUUACUUUUGAUGAGUCGUGUAAGAAAGAAUCCUUUGAUGAUGUAAAUCCAAACUAUCCGCAGAUAAGUGUAGUUGUGCGCCCGCCAACACCAUUACGUGGAGAUGCAAUCAAGCCAGUGAAUGCAGCAUCGGCGGCCAGUCUUUUAUCAGCCCGCAUGCUGCCGAUGGAGUUGAGGCGACAUUCGAGUCAUGCAACAACCAGCCUAACGGUACGCGAACAUGCAGAAAAGGAUCGACGACAUUCGGGCUACAAUCCAAAUUUAUUAAGCUUAGAUCCAGAACAUACAAAAUUCUUAAGCUCCUCACCGGCCGCCAGUCGACGCAUCAGCUGUGGCAGUCUCUUCAAGAAAAAGAAUUCGAAAAAUUGCCUUUCCAAGCGCUCUUAUGGAUUACUGGGUUUGCGUUUCUUUGUGGUCGCGGAGCCGGAUAUACGUUUGGCCACAUUGGCUCUCAUAAGACCACUAAUACCAUUGCCCAAUGAAGCGCUACCAAAUCUACAAACAUUAAAAGGCUCCAAGUCUAGCCUCUUUAUGGGCUCUGCAUUAUUCGGUUUUGAUCAUUUCGGUGCUGGCAGUAUUGGUGGCUUAGGUGGUGACAAAGAACGCGACGAAAAGGGUAGCAAAGAUAAAGAGCGCAUGGCUGGCGAAGAAGGUGCUAAAAAAAUGCCGAUUAUAAAUCCACUUGUACGACUGCCAAAUUGGCCAACUCUAGCGAACGGCACUGGUUUUAUCUCCAAGUGCCUAUUAGCCAAUGCAGAUACACUUUGUGCUGCCGUAAGUCCACUUAUGGACCCCGAUGAAACCUUGCUGGCAGGGUAUCAUGAGAAAUGUGUAAUGAACAACUACUUCGGCAUUGGUAUUGAUGCGAAAAUCUCACUCGAUUUUCAUAAUAAACGUGAAGAGCAUCCAGAGAAGUGUCGUUCGCGUGCCAAAAAUUAUAUGUGGUAUGGCGUUUUGGGUUCCAAACAACUGCUACAGAAGACCUGUAAGAACUUGGAGCAGCGUGUGCAGUUGGAGUGUGAUGGUCAGCGUAUUCCAUUGCCCUCACUACAGGGUAUAGUCAUCUUGAACAUACCAAGCUUCAUGGGUGGCACAAAUUUCUGGGGAUCCAGCAAGAAAGACGACAUAUUUCUACCGCCCUGCUUCGAUGAUCGCAUACUCGAAGUGGUCGCCGUCUUUGGCUCAGUGCAAAUGGCUGCAUCGCGUCUCAUUAACCUGCAACACCAUCGCAUUGCGCAAUGUCAGAGCGUGCAAAUAAAUAUAUUGGGGGAUGAAGAGGUACCCAUACAGGUGGAUGGCGAAGCUUGGCUCCAGCCACCGGGCAUGAUACGUAUUUUGCAUAAGAAUCGCGUGCAAAUGUUAUGCCGCAAUCGUCAUUUGGAGGUCUCACUGAAAUCUUGGCAAGAGAAACAACGCCAACACAGCAUAUCAAUACAACGCGACCAAUCGUCAACAGCUUCAGAGCAUGCAACAUCAACCGAUGAAGUGCUGUCGGAGCGUGAGUGUUACGUGCUCUUGAAUUUCAUUGAAGCCGUCAGCUCGCUUGUGAAAUGGGUAAAAUUCUUAAUUAUUUCGCAUCCAUCUUUGCAACAUGAUCUUUACGCUGUUGCAUGCCGUGCAUCGGAUGCGCUCGAGUCGAUACAUCCACAAGGUAAACUACUUGAAGGACCCACUCUGCGCACCAAACUUGUGGAGGUUAUCGAUUCCUCAAGGCAGUUAUAUGAUGAUGCAUGCAAUUUGUUGCGUGAUCGUGGACAUAGCCUGAUACUGCGCGAGGAUCUCGAAACGAAAUUGAGUGCAGCGCUUGCAAAUAUGGAAAUGGAGCUGAAGAAGUGUUCGGUGCAGAAAUGCAUCGAUGGAAAAUUGCGGGCCUACUUCAAUGCCUUGGCGCCAAAUGAAGAGGGUGAUGGCCGCCGCAAAUCGCGUCCGUUCUGGGUGCGUUUACGUUCCGGAUCCACAGUUGGCCAGACCCAACUUAGGCCACAACUCACAAAUACACGUGAAGCAGUCAGCAAUUGGAGUGUCAACGAAGUGGUCACAUGGCUUGAGACGAUGCAGCUAUCCGAAUAUGUGGAUAGCUUCCUAAAGAACGAUAUACGCGGCAAGGAACUACUUACUCUCGGCAGAAGAGAUCUCAAGGAUUUGGGCGUGGUUAAAGUGGGUCAUGUAAAACGUAUAUUGCAAGCCAUUAAAGAUAUGAGCGAAAAUUAAAGAUAAGGAUGGAGACAGGAAGAGGGUGGCCGUAAACAAUUGAAUGAAAAUGAAACGAAAUGAAUCACUUGCAAAGAGUCAGCGAAGUGGCCACAAGCCAGGAAAUACAGCAGCUGUGCAAAUAUGUUGAUGACUUCCUAAAGUGUGAUGUAUGGGGUUAAGCCUCCCAGAAGUCACUCUCUCAUAAAAAACGAAGAGAGUAGUAAAAGUGGCGCAUGCAAAGCGUACUUUAUUUUGCAUGCAAUCAAAACUAUGUGCGUGAUUUCAAGAUAUGGACUUUCAGUAUGAUUAUAAAGUAGACCAAAAAAAAAAACAUUAAAAACAUGUGCACGAAUAAGUUUGCGCCUUGUAGUAGAUAGUAAAUGCUGAUAGAAAUAUGUUCGAUUAGCAGUCUAACGAACUUAGAGAUUACAGAGAUGAGUUCGCAAAUGCAAAUAGUUGGAGAGAUACGUAUGUAAAUGCAAGUUUGAAUAACUAACGAAAAAAUCAAGCAAAAAAUGCAUAAAACAAUCAUAAAUUUAGUUAAGAUAAGUUAAAAUU